This is a messenger RNA of Euleptes europaea (tarantolino), 1758 nucleotides long. RefSeq names its product zinc finger protein 436-like. The record is from RefSeq and is a predicted model, not a curated record. The transcript has 6 exons. The coding region runs from base 1 to 1746 and encodes 581 amino acids. Gene Ontology annotation, biological process: regulation of transcription by RNA polymerase II. Gene Ontology annotation, molecular function: DNA-binding transcription factor activity, RNA polymerase II-specific; RNA polymerase II cis-regulatory region sequence-specific DNA binding. Lineage: Eukaryota; Metazoa; Chordata; Lepidosauria; Squamata; Sphaerodactylidae.
AUGUCGGAAAGCAACCCCGACUCUGCAGACGGCGCGGGAAUUCCGGCGCGCGGCUCCAGAGAGAACGUUCCCGGGAGCACUGGCGAUUGGCUGCACGUUCCCGCCUUCGCUGAUUGGCCAAUUCCGGCGCGCUGCUCCAGAAAGAACGUUCCCGGGAGCACUGGCGAUUGGCUGCUCGUUCCCGCCUUCGCUGACUGGCCAAUUCCGGCGCGCUGCUCCAGAAAGAACGUUCCCGGGAGCACUGCCUCUCUUUGCAAGGAGCUGGCCGGGCGGUGCAGAUUGUCCCCGGGGGUGCAAAGGGAAGGCUGCCUGGAGCAGGCGCCAAGACUGCGGGAGGAGAUGUCUGUUGAUUUCUCCACAUCAGACCUGAAUCCUCCAGAGAGCCUGAAGAUGGAGUUUCCUGUGGAGGUCAAGCAGGAGGGUGACGGAGAGGCCAUGUUGUUGGGUGGUGAUAAGGUUCCAAGACUGCAGGAGGAGAUGUCUGUUCAUUUCCCCACAUCAGACCUGAAUCCUCCUGAGUCCCUGAAGAUUAAGUUCCCUGUGGAAGUCAAGCAGGAGGGUGAUAGAGAGGCCAGUUUGUUGGGUGAUGAGAAAGAGACUGAGAAGAAGAUUCAUCAGCUGGGAGGACCAGAGCAGAGCGAACUGAAUGGGACAUCAUUAGGUGGAGCAAAAGGAAUUACUCUAAAUGGACCGGAAAUUCAUGAAACGUGUAGAAGUGAGCAGAAGCUAGAAAGUCAUGCCAAUUUUCGUCCAGUCACCAGACAAUCUCUUUUGAGAAACCAAAGCUUAAAUGAGGCAUCGUCCUGUGGAAAAGAAAUGGGAGACCCUCAAGAUGGGGAAAAGAUCAGGGAGAGCUCCACCUUUCUGAAGAUAAAGCCAGCCCGUAAAAAAAAGAAGACCUUUAUAUGCUCAGAGUGUGGGAAAGGCUUUGUUUCAAAUUCGGCUCUUUCUGACCAUCAGACCACCCAUACAGGUGAGAAGCCACACCAGUGUUUAGUUUGCGGGAAAUGCUUUGGCUAUAAAGCGCUUCUUGUGAGACAUGAAGUAUCCCAUGCAGACGAAAAGCCGUACAAAUGUUUAAAAUGUGGGAAAACCUUUGGGACCAGCACCAUCCUCUCAGACCACGUAAGAAUCCAUACAGGAGAGAAGCCCUAUACUUGCAGAGAAUGUGGGAGAGACUUCAUUAAGAGAAGCCAUCUUCUGAGGCAUGAGUUGACCCAUACAGGAGAGAAACUCUACCCAUGCUCAGAGUGUGACAAAAGUUUCAAUUGUAGGUCUACCCUUACUAUCCACAAGAGAAGUCACACAGGAGAGAAACCCUACAAAUGCCCUGAAUGUGGGAAAAGCUUCAGUCAGAGGUCGCAUCUUAGAACCCACAAGAAAAUCCACACUGGAGAGAAACCACAUACAUGUUCACAGUGUGGGACCAGUUUCUGUCAAAGAUACAAUCUUCUUCUUCAUGAGAGAACACAUACAGGAGAGAAACCUUAUCGGUGUUCAGAAUGUGGGAAGAGAUUCACUCAGAGCUCAAACCUUUUUGUCCACGAAAGAAUCCAUACUGGAGAGAAACCAUACAGAUGCUCGAUAUGUGGGAAAAACUUUCGGUGGGAAGACAGUCUUAAAAUACAUAUGAGAAACCAUGCUGGAGACAGACCAUAUGCCUGUUCUCUUUGUGGCAAAACCUACAGUAAGUCAUCCCACCUUACUAGGCACAAGGAAACCCAUGCAAGAGAGAAACCUCAGUAGUGCCCAGACUUG